Messenger RNA from Colletotrichum orchidophilum, 1911 nucleotides. RefSeq names its product 5'-nucleotidase. The transcript has 5 exons. Lineage: Eukaryota; Fungi; Ascomycota; Sordariomycetes; Glomerellales; Glomerellaceae. Gene Ontology annotation, biological process: nucleotide catabolic process. The record is from RefSeq and is a predicted model, not a curated record. The coding region runs from base 1 to 1911 and encodes 636 amino acids. Gene Ontology annotation, molecular function: hydrolase activity.
AUGCCCAAAAACACCCCAGCGCCCGAUGAGCCCGUCGUCACUUUCAGCUCGGGCUCUGACGCGCCGGUUGCCCUGCGUCUUCUCCACCUCAAUGAUGUCUAUCAUUUGGAGCAGGCGAGCGCUGAGCCGGUGGGCGGUAUUGCUCGAUUCAUCACUGCCGUCAACGAGUACCGAGGCCACGAACGUUACCAAGGCCAGCCUGGGCUAGUGACUCUAUUUUCUGGCGAUGUUUUCAACCCCAGCCUCGAAAGUUCUGUCACAAAAGGUGAGCACAUGGUGCCGAUUCUCAACAAGAUCGGCGUUGACUGCACUUGCGUUGGUAACCAUGACUUCGACUUCGGAGUCAAGCAGUUCGAGCACUUGACCGCCAAGUGCAACUUCCCCUGGCUCCUCGCCAACGUCCUAGACCCGGCUUUGGGCGAAAAUGUCCCCCUCGGAAACGCCAAGCACACGCACAUGAUCACAUCAUCCAAUGGAAUCAAGAUUGGCCUCCUUGGCCUCGGCGAAAGAGAAUGGCUAGAGACGAUCAACAGCUUGCCGCCAAACAUUAUCUACAAGUCGGCCAGCGAAACAGCCAAGGAAUUAGUGCCACAGCUCCGGGCCCAGGGUGCCGACAUCAUCAUCUGUCUCAGCCAUCAGCGUGAGCCAAACGACAACAAGCUCGCCGAGAAGACCGACGGUCUCAUUGACAUAAUCCUCGGCGGACACGACCAUUACUACGCUCACAGUUUCGUGAAUGGCACCCACGUACUUCGGUCCGGCUCUGACUUUAAACAAUUGAGCUACAUUGAGGUCCGGAAGAAGCAAGAUGGUUCCGGAAAGUGGGACUUUGACAUUCUGCAGCGCGACAUCGUUUCCUCUAUCGCGGAAGAUCAAGAGACGCUAAAGCUCACCGAAGAGUUGACUUCCAAGCUGAAACACAGCUUGGCCAAGUCCGUAGGCUGGACAGCCUCGCCUUUGGAUGCAAGGUUCAGCACCGUCCGGAUGAAAGAGAGCAACAUGGGGAACUUCGUAUGCGACGUGAUGAGGCAUUAUCAUAACGCUGACUGUGCUAUAAUGGCGGCCGGCACAAUUCGCGGCGACCAGAUCUAUCCUCCCGGCGCGAUCAGGGUCAGGGAUAUCACCAAUUGCUUCCCGUUUGAGGACCCCGUCAUCUUCAUCAGAGUGACUGGCCAGCAGCUUUGGGAUGCCUUGGAAAACGGCGUUUCGAUGUACCCGGCACAAGAAGGUCGAUUCCCUCAAGUAUCCAACAUCGAGUACACCUUUGACCCGAGCAAGCCGGCCGGUUCCCGUAUUGUAGCAGCCACUCUCGGAGGUGGGCCGAUAGAACCGGAAAAGAAGUACACCCUCGCGACUCGAGGCUACAUGGGUAGAGGAAAGGAUGGAUUUACCAGUCUGCUUGUCGAACCCGAGGGCGGUACCGCUGAGGAGAUUGUCUGCGAAGAGAACGGCAUCCUCAUCUCCGCCAUGCUGCGCCAGUAUUUUAUGAGCCUUCGCACAGUCGGUCAGUGGAAAAACCUCAGCGAGCAUUGGGUCAGAGUCGCCGAAAAGUGCCACAGCCCAGUCGAGCAACGGAAGUUGUGGGAGACGCCGGCGGAGACGGGCACCUCGGACCCUAAGCCAAAGGUCGCGUCCAAGUCGUGGGCUGAGUGGAUGGUCAAACGACACGCACUGAACACAAAGCCUCCCAAGGAUGAUUCGGACGACGAGGUUGACUCUGAAGAUGAAGUGGAUCGUGUCGCGCAGAUUGAUAUGGAGAUGCUCAUUAUGCGUAAGUUCUUCGCCAGAUGGGCUAGCAAGGCGGGCGUCAAGGCUGAGGUGUGUGAUCCUCUGCAUGAGGGAGAGUUCACUGUCGACUGGACUCGUGUAAUUGCACCUGUUCUAGAGGGACGCAUUAAGAUGGUCCAUUAG